AUGUCGUCCUACCCUCCCGAGAUCAGCGCCUCGGAGGGCGAGAGGUUGACGGAAGUAGCCAAGGACUGGUGCAUAGCCCACGGCCUCGUCGUCCGACCACCUCCCGCCGUGGUUGCGGCCGGCCAAGACCCGGGCAACAUCCUGGCCACGGCCGUGCCCGUGACCUUGUUCCCCAGUCCCUUUCCGAAACUCUGCUUCGACCAGGGUGCUCACGUGCAAAAGACGUACAAUGACUUGUACGCGGCCAUUAGCCGUGACGAGGACUUCCUGGCCCAGAUUGUGAAGGAGAUUGGAGACAGUGAUGAAUUCACGCAAGCGCUCUGGAAAGUCCACCUGAGGGUUAAGGAGGAAGGCUAUGUGCAGCCUCUCUCGCUGGGCUUGUUCAGGUCAGACUACAUGGUCCACCAAGAGACACCAGAGUCGACACCGCAGGUCAAGCAGGUGGAAUUCAACACUAUUGCUUCCUCAUUCGGUGGCCUGUCCGCCCAGACCUCUCUCCUGCACCGCUACCUCGCGGCCGCCGAGUACGGCCUGCUCGCCAACCCCGUCAUCAAGGGCGCAACCACCCUGCCCGACAACCACAGCGCCAAGGGCCUGGCUCAGGGCAUCAUCCAGGCCUUUACAGCCUACGGAGAAGCCAAAGCCGGGCGGCAAAAGUGUGUCAUCUUCCUGACCCAGGACGGCGAGCGCAACAUCUUUGACCAAAAGCACCUCGAAUAUGAGGUCUCGGCCCCACCGCAGACCAUCCCCGUGUUUCGACUGCCCUUUUCUGAGGUGCUACAACACACCAGGCUAGCCGAGGGCGACGGGCGGCAGCUGCUGUACACGCCGCCGCAACUAUCCCAUCUCACCUUUGAGGUCGCCGUCGUCUACAUGCGCUGCGGCUACGGGCCCGGGGACUACCCGAGCGAGAGCGCCUGGGAGGCCCGGUACCACCUGGAGCGCUCCGCCGCCAUCAAGUGUCCGACGGUCCUGACGCAGGUCGCCGGCACCAAAAAGGUACAGCAGGUGCUCGCAACGCCCAACACGUCCGCGUCGGCUCCCAUCCUGCACCGCUUCCUCUCCCCGGCCACGCACACGACGCUCAAGGACCUCGAGGCCACCUUUACCAACAUCUACCCGCUGGACACCUCGGCAGCCGGCCAGGAGGCGCGUAAGCUGGCACUGGACCCGGAGCAGUGCAAGCGGUACGUGCUAAAGCCGCAGCGUGAGGGUGGUGGCAACAAUAUCUACCGGUCUGCCAUUCCCGAGUUUCUGCGGUCCAAGCCCGAGGAACACUGGGGUGCGUACAUCCUGAUGGAGCUCAUCACGCCGCCACCCGUGCGCAACACAAUCCUGCGCAACGGCAACCUGGAGAGCGGCGGCGUCAUCUGUGAGCUCGGUAUCUACGGCACCUGCCUGUGGGACCAGAACGAGAAGGAUGAGAGCAAGGUUCUGCGCUGGAAUGACAUGGCUGGGUACUUGCUCCGCACCAAGGGAGAUCAGAGCGAGGAGGGCGGUGUUGCUGCUGGGUUUGGGUGUAUGGAUAGUGUUGCACUCAUAUGA
Pestalotiopsis fici W106-1 is the source of this 1545-nucleotide messenger RNA. RefSeq lists its product as uncharacterized. The transcript is spliced from 2 exons. Gene Ontology annotation, biological process: glutathione biosynthetic process. Gene Ontology annotation, cellular component: cytosol. The record is from RefSeq and is a predicted model, not a curated record. Bases 1 to 1545 code for a protein of 514 amino acids. Lineage: Eukaryota; Fungi; Ascomycota; Sordariomycetes; Amphisphaeriales; Sporocadaceae. Gene Ontology annotation, molecular function: glutathione synthase activity; glutathione binding; ATP binding.